AUGGCGGCGGCACACCUUGUCAAGGAAAAGUUAAUCACUGUUCUUUUGUCAGAUUAUGUCCAGGAACAUUGGAAAGAGGAUGAGUUUUUUGCAUACCAGUUUCUAAAUGGUGUCCAUCCCACCUUGAUUCGACGUUGCAAAACUCUGCCCAAGAACUUCCCUGUGACUGAUGACAUGAUCUCCAUCCCCGAUGGCUCAAACUUGUCUCAGGAGUUGAAGCAAGGUAACAUAUACAUGUGUGACUACAAGAACCUGGACGGAAUGCCUGCAAACAUUAUCCAAGGAGUUCAGCAGUACUUGAUGGCACCCCUUGUCCUGUUUCACAAAAGACCCAAUGACAAGCUGAUGCCUAUCGCCAUUCAGCUGAAACAGACUCCGGCUGAGGACAACCCCAUCUUUCUCCCAUCUGACUCUACAUACGACUGGCUGACAGCCAAGAUUUUUGUGAGAAGUGCCGAUUUCACGGAGCACCAACUCAACGCACACUUGCUGCGCACUCAUCUACUGGCAGAGGCCUUUUCGGUGUCACUGUUGCGCAACCUCCCCAUGGUGCAUCCCAUAUACAAGCUCCUCAUACCCCACACUCGAUACACUCUGCAGAUCAAUGAAUUAGCACGACAACGGCUGAUAGGACCCACUGGAGUCCUUACAAUGUUUACAGCUUCCGGUGGAGACAGUUUGAUGAAGAUCGUGGCAAAAUCACUGUCCUCCAUAACCUACAGCUCCCUUUGCCUCCCGGACGACAUUGCUGCACGCGACAUGCAGGACGUGCCAAACUUCUAUUACAGGGAUGAUGGCCUCCAACUGUGGAACAUCAUCUUCAAAUAUGUGCAAGGAGUGAUACAGUUCUACUACAAAAGUGACGACGAGGUCCGGCGAGACUCAGAACUGCAGACUUGGAUUGGCGACAUUUUUGAACACGGAUUCCUUUCCCAGCCACAAACAGGAAUCCCUCAGAGUUUCACCACUGUGUCCGAGCUCAUCAAGUUCGCCACCAUGGUCAUGUUCACUAGCUCAUGCCAGCAUGCAGCUCUAAACACCGGACAGUAUGACUAUGGUGGCUGGAUGCCCAACACCCCAGCCACCCUGCAGCGUCCUCCCCCAACCAAAAAGGGUACAACAAGCGAGGCCACAAUGUUGCAGACGUUGCCCGUUAUCAACGUGACUGCUCAGGGAAUGGCCACAGUCUGGCUGCUCAGCAGGCAGUCCUCUGAUUUUGUCUCCCUUGGACAAUACUCAGAGGACCAUUUCACUGAGAACACACCCCGCCAGCUGCAAAAGGAUUUUAAAGUUGAGCUUGACAUGUUGUCUAUCGCGAUCAACAACAGAAACAAAGGUCUGGAAAUCCCUUACACUUACCUGGAUCCAAAUAACGUAGAGAACAGUGUGGCCAUCUAAA
Messenger RNA from Phycodurus eques (leafy seadragon), 1399 nucleotides. Its product is annotated as polyunsaturated fatty acid lipoxygenase ALOX15B-like. Gene Ontology annotation, biological process: linoleic acid metabolic process; lipid oxidation. The record is from RefSeq and is a predicted model, not a curated record. Lineage: Eukaryota; Metazoa; Chordata; Actinopteri; Syngnathiformes; Syngnathidae. The coding region runs from base 1 to 1398 and encodes 465 amino acids. Gene Ontology annotation, molecular function: oxidoreductase activity, acting on single donors with incorporation of molecular oxygen, incorporation of two atoms of oxygen; iron ion binding. The transcript has 10 exons.